Messenger RNA from Stegodyphus dumicola, 1092 nucleotides. RefSeq lists its product as uncharacterized. The record is from RefSeq and is a predicted model, not a curated record. Lineage: Eukaryota; Metazoa; Arthropoda; Arachnida; Araneae; Eresidae.
AUGAAUAUCAGCGUACGCUUAGAUCAUAACAACUGUUGCAAUGAACGCAGCUCUGUCUCAGACCUAUCAGAUCCACAGGUUCCCGCAAGUUUCGGGGGUGUUGCUGCUUUGCAUCGUGCUUUAAAAGGUCGCGUAAAAACAAAAGACAUCCAGAAAUGGUUGCAAACCAAAGAUUCUUAUACUUUGCACAAGCCUUUGAGGCACAAGUUUCCCAGGAACAGAGUCAUCGUAGGAGGCUUAAACGAGCAAUUUCAAUCUGAUUUAGUGGAUAUGCAAUCCCUGGCGUCUUUUAAUGAUGGAUAUAAAUAUUUGCUGACCUGUAUAGACAUCCUUUCAAAAUACGCUUGGGCUAUCCCUCUCAAAGAUAAAACAUCUGUGUCCAUCCAAUCUGCUUUCGAAAAGAUAUUUUCGGAACGUACACCUGAAUCAUUACAAACAGAUGCAGGGAAAGAGUUUACCAAUAAACACGUUCAAAAUUUUUUGAAAAAGAGAAACGUUCACUUUUUCACGACACAUAAUGCAACCAAAGCUUCUGUCGUAGAACGAUUUAAUCGAACUCUGAAAACGAAAAUGUGGAAAUACUUUACCGAAAUGAAUACACGAAGGUAUAUUGAUGUGAUUGAUAAAUUGAUAUCCAGUUAUAACCAUACAUGGCAUCGUAGUAUUAAGACAGAACCUGUAUCGGUUACAUUACAAAAUCAAGAAAGAAUUUGGAAAACGUUGUACGGUCAGCAACCUAGUACAAAACCCUGUUUCUUCAGAUUUAAAGAUUGGAGAUACGGUACGCAUCAGCCGAGAAAAAAAUGGCUCUUUGAGAAAGGAUACGAACAAAACUGGACAAGAGAAAUUUUUACAAUCUAUAAAAUUAUUCGACGGAUUCCAGUUGUCUACAAACUGAAAGAUCUAGCAGGAGAAGUUAUACAAGGAACUUUUUACAAACAAGAACUUCAAAAGGUUUCGGACUCUGGUUAUUAUCCCGUUGAAAAAGUUUUAAAAAAGAGGAAACGUCGCGGGAAAGUGGAAUAUUUUGUGAAAUUUCAGGGGUACCCCGAAAGCUUCAAUGCUUGGGUGGAUGAUGUGAGAAGGGUAUAA